AUGCCUCCUAAGCGCAAGGCUCGUGGUGGCCCUGCUGGCGAAGGCAGCAGACCCUCACCCCAUCGACCCGGAGACAUGCCGCUGGGCCAGCGUGAACGAGAUUUUUCAGAGGGAGGAGGUAGAGGUGGCCGCGGUGGCAGAAACACUAGAAGAAACGAUCGCCGAGGUUCCGCACAGGGACAGUCAACACAGUCUGGUACCCAGUCGGCAAGCGCUUCCCGCGUCACGUCCCCGACUGUUCCUCGCCCGCCCUCUACGCCGUCGCAAUCGCAACAUCCCGCACCGAUAGCGACAGAACCAGCGUCUGCGCCUACUUCGCAUCUACCCUCUCCGGUUCCGACAAGCUAUUGUUAUGAACACAUCACUGAUGAUGUGAUUGCUUCCUGGUUGGGCGGCAGCAAGCAGACCCUAGUUGAACAUGCAGUCAGCUCACGGUCGGAUGUAGACAUCGAGGAGCUGACCUCCAUCUACCAAGAGUUCAUUCAUGCUGUCAUCGAAGGGCGGCUGUCGCCCGUUGACGCUGGCGCCUGCAUGAAAGAGAUACUCGGCUCGGAAUCGCAGGAAAUGAUUAAGGAGUCUUUCUCGUUCGAGCCUCACACCCUCUUCCUCGAUACCUUGUCCAUCAUCUUUGACAACGAUCGAGACCUUUUCCGACCACACCUCCGCGACUUUAUCCAAGCCACAGGUGUCUCAUCAGAACUUGUGCGCCAAACUCUAGAUGCUCAGCUUCUCCAAGAUCUGGGCAUGAUCCGCGAGACGUUCGUAAAACUUGGCAUCAGACAUGCGACAAAUCUUUUAUACCGACAAGCAAACUACAACCUACUUCGCGAAGAGAGCGAAGGCUACUCCAAGCUUAUGACUGAGCUCUUCACAACCAGCAGCUCAGAGCCCCCGUCUGCCGAAACGGCCCACGCAGCCUUCGAACGUCUGAAGGGCCUCAUCGGAACUUUCGAUCUUGAUGUUGGAAGAGUACUCGACGUUACACUUGACGUCUUUGCCGCAGUCCUCAUUAAACAAUUUCGAUUCUUCAUCAAGCUUCUCAGAGUCAGCUCUUGGUGGCCUCGCAAUCAAAACCCUGCUUCAUCGAUAUACGCAGGUGGCCUACCUCCAUGGGCUUUACCCGACUCCUCGCACUGGAUGACCAGCCAAGAAGUCGAACUUGAGACUGCUGAGCUGAGGCGUCAGCGCGAUGUCGAGUUCUGGGACAGCGCUCGUGAGCUUCACAUGGAUGCAUUCUUUCAGCUCGGAGGAAGACAAGUCACAGAAGCGCACCUCAAGUUGCUUGAAGAAUCCGAAUCUGCAUCCGAAGCCGAAGUCAAUGCUGCUUCCGCCUGGAUGAAGCUGACAAAGACACUUCCACCCCAGGGAAACCGUACCGCUGCUCAGCUGCUAGGUUUCAAGCUGAGAUUCUACGCCUCCGACGCCAGAGAUCCCGACGAUGUUCUGCCGGCAAACCUGCUUUACCUUGUCGCGCUUCUGGUCAAGGUCGGCUUCAUGUCCCUGGUCGACAUCUACCCCCAUCUUUGGCCUCUCGAUGCGGAGAUGGACACGAUGAGAGAAAAGAAGAUGAAGGAACUAGAGGAAAAGGAGAGACAAAGCCGACCUGGAGUCGCGCAAAACGCCCUACUAAUGGCAGGUGCCUUACCCGAUGACAGCGCACCGCCCCCAACGACUCGCAUUCGAGUCGUCGCUGGAAAGGCAGAAGUGGACUCCAAGGCCGAAGCUAGUACGGAUGAGAAAGAAAAGCUGCCAGAGCCCAUGGAGCAGAAGGCAGCUUUGCUCAUUUGUCUUUUAAGCAUUGGCGCCAUUCCGGAAUCCCUUUUCAUUCUCGGCCGUUUCCCUUGGCUACCAGAAGCCUACCCUGAGGUUCUCGACAGAAUUCACCGCAUCCUGAACCACAGUGUCGAGAAGGUGUACCAAGAAAGUCGGCCUGCUCCCGUCGGCUCAGUCGAGGCUACUUCGAAACCGAUUGCCGAUAUUGACCAGAGUGGUGUACCCAAGGGGUCCGUGAAGCUUACCAUAAUGCCAGCCAAGAAGUCCAUGAAAUGGCCCUUCCCCGACGGGUUCGACGGCAGAGAUCAGCACUACAGAUUCUACUGGGACGAAUGGGCAGACAAUGUCCCAGUCUGCCAGACUGUCGAAGAUAUUUUCACGCUAUGCGACACGUUCCUAAAUCUUUCCGGCGUAAGCAUCGGCAAAGACCCUGCGUUGCUGGCAAAGUUUGUCAGCAUCGGGGCGAAGAGCUUGGCGGAGGACCGCUCCCAGCACAACAUGGACCGGUGGCAGGACCUCUUGCGGCGCAUUCUGGUUCCUGCUCUCAGCAUGACCAACGCCAACGCGGCUAUCGUCAAUUCUGUAUGGGACCUGCUCAAGCUGUACCCCGUCACAACCCGAUAUUCCAUCUACGCCGAGUGGUUUGAAGGCCAGGUUUCCCGAUUGCCGGCAAUGAAAGCAGCCUUCACUCGUACUCGCGUGGAAACCAGAGGUGUGAUGAAGCGUAUUUCUCUCACGAAUCUUAGCGAGAUGGCCAAGUCGCUAGCCAAGACCAGCUACUCUUCGCCAGGCAUUGUUUUCAAGGAGGCUCUAGGCCAAAUCGAGGCCUACGCCAACCUCAUCGAAGCCUUUGUCGAGUGCGCCAAAUACUUCACCGACUUGGCGUACGAUGUUCUGAUAUGGUCUCUCGUGAGCUCAAUGGGCGGAAAGCGAAGUCGUACACAGGAAUCAUCCAUCCUGCUGACCAGCAAAUGGCUUCAAGCACUUUCCAAAUUUGCCGGCAAAGUCUUCAAGCGAUACUCCAUUCUAGACUCGACUCCAAUCCUUCAAUACGUAAACGACCAACUCUACCAGGGUAAUUCGACUGACUUGAUUAUUCUCAAAGAGCUCGUCUCAUCAAUGGGAGGUGUGGUGCAAGUUUUAGACUUUACCGACGACCAAAUUUUGGCCAUGUCUGGAGGUGAAGUGCUGCGGCGCCAGACAUUGCUCAGUCUCCAGGACAAGCGGUUUGAAUCGAGUCGUAGCGCCAAGCGUCUCAUGCAGUCUCUUGUUGACUCGAAACUUGCUGGACGCCUGCUCAUCAAUGUUGCCCAAUACCGACAAGCCGCCAUCUUCAAGCUUCCGGACGACGAAGCGCACAUCAAGUACAUUGGCUCGGUCAUCGAUGACAGCCAUCAGAUCUUGGUUCAAUAUCUUGAUCUCCUGCGGACCAAUCUUGAACCUCACGAGUUCGAUGCGCUGGUGCCUGCCAUUACCAAUCUCAUGGACGAGUUUGGCCUCGACGCAAGCCUGGCGUUCCUGAUUGGUCGAGAGGGUGUCGCUCAUUACAUGUUCGCAAAAAAGCAAGACUCGUUGAUCACUGCUGACUCCGACGGCGACGUAUCAAUGGCCCAAGACGUUUCCGAAGCAAAAGAAGCCACUGGAGAGCCGCCUGAGGCGGAGGACAAGACAUUGACGCCAGCGGAGGUUCGAGAGAAAGCAAAGAAGGACGCUGGACGCCAGAUUCACGAGGCUCUCGAUCCCAUCGUUACGUCAAUGAAGUCUAUAACGCCAGGUUCUUCUUGGGCCAAGCUCAGUGCAGAGUUCUAUGUUUUAUUCUGGGCUCUCCAGCUUGGUGACAUUGAAGUCCCCGCCGCCAGUUACAACAACGCUCACAAGAGACUCUCGAACCUGAAGAAGGAUCUUGACAGGGAUCGCUCUGACAUGAGUCGCAGCGGCAUCAACAAGAAAGAAGCUAAAAAGGCCGAGCUCUUAAAGAUCAGCAACGAGCUGCCUAAAGAGGCAGAUUCCCAGAUGAAGCGGGCGCGCGUCGUCAGAGAUUACAUGUCGGAGCACAUGGAAACAUGGUUCACAGGUUCAGCAGCGAAGUUGAACGGCGUCUCGGAUGCGAUCCUCGAGCAAUGCUUGCUUCCUAGGCUGGUACUCUCGGCUAGUGACGCUGAGUACUGCUAUGUGUUUAUCAAGAAGCUCCACAUGUUUGGCGCACCCAACUUCCGUCUUAAAGUGUUGUAUGAUAGGCUCUUCAACGUCAACCGGCUGCGGGCUAUGAUCUUCACUUGCACAGUCCGUGAGGCAGAGCAUCUGGGCAGGUUCCUCAACUGCAUCCUCAAAGACCUGUCAAGGUGGCAUCGCGACACGAAUGUUUACGAUAGAGAAGCUGUCGGCAAGCGCAGCUUCUUCCUUGGGUUUGCCACCGAAUUCGAUGACAAGGGACAGCCAUCAUCUUAUUAUGAUCAUGCGCAAUUCCGAGACAUAUUGUAUGGAUGGCACAGCAAGCUCAACUUGGCACUGAAGUCUUGUCUUGCCGGUAUGGAGUGGAUGCACAUCCGUAACGCCAUGACAGUUCUGAAGGCGGUUCUCGACCACUUCCCAGCCAUCACUUUCAUGGGUACACAAUUCAUCGAUCAACUCAAGACAAUCACAGAUCGCGAGGCAGCUUCGAAGACCGCAUCUGCUGGGGAGGAGGGACAUCGUGUGGAUCUUUCAGUUGCUGCGCAGGGUGCUCUAUCGGAACUGCAGAGGAGGAAAGACAAAUGGAUCGUACCCGCCGGUUUCCGCCCUAAUAUGAAUGGCCAAGCUCAAGGAAAGGCUAAGGACGAGUCUGCAACAAACAAUUUGCGCCCGACCGCGACUGAAUUCCAGCCUAAAUCAGCCAGGACCGUGGCAGAGCAGGAAGACGGCGAAGUAAAAGACGGCGAAGUCAAGGACAGCAAAGAUGUUGAAUUCCGCUCAGCAGCACCCUCGGCGCCUGCGACGCUCACCCAAAAGGAUCCUAACUUACCCCCCAAGCCAUCCGCCUCCCAGCCAGACGCAGCGAAGGGGGGCUUCCCGCGUGUCGACCUCGGAUCAGCUACCUCGAGCAAGCCGCCAACGCCAAAGCCAUCGAACGCAACCCCAACGCCGACCAAUGCGAACCACCGGGAUGUGCCCAGGGCAACUCCUACACCCACAGGCCCAGACAGAAGUGCGCAUAGUCUACCUAAACGACCAGACGUCCCUAUGCCCGGCCAUUACAGUCGUACUCAUUUCACUCCUGACGCUUUGCCAGACCGGGCCCGAGACCAGAGAGACCCGCGGGAACCUCGCGGUCCCAGGGAUACAAGAGAGCCUCGAGAUACCAGAGACCAUAGAGAUUCCCGAGAGCCCUCUAGUAAUCCAAGGUUCCCCGAGCCGUCACGUCCCGACCGCAGUCGAGACUUUUCUGGACAAGACAGACGGGGCCCAGAUGCUGCGCCCAGAGAGCCUGGUCGCCUGUCCGAGAAAGAUUGGCCCUCGAGACCGGACUCGCUGCCCCCUCGACGCGACCAUGGGGCUCAUGAGCGCGAAGGCCGUCCUUCCCGGGAUAGAGUGCCCCCGACGAACGGGCGCAUUUCUGAAUCAGGCAGACUCUCAAGAGAACCUGUUGCCGCCACCCCACCACCCCAGUCUACUCAGAAGUCACCCGAGGAUCCACCGGUCAAUCCUGCCCGGCUGGCUUUGAUCCAAGGAGACCAACCGGGCAGGUCUAAUCGGUCAGACCGGACCCCUCGAUUGUCAGAGACAGAACGGCGAAGCGGCCGGGGACCGCGUACUCAGGAGUCUCAACCCCAAGAGCAGCGGACUCCGGAUUUACGUGCCCCGGAUCCUGAUCGUGCUGAAAUGAUCAAUCCAGAACGAGCCGCUUUGAUUGGUGAGCCACGAACAGAAGCGCCAGGCCGGCCGACACGGGAUGAGGUUAGGGAUCGGAGUAUUCCACGAAGUCAUUCGCCUAGGAGAAGCGGACGAUUCAAUCCAGAGUUACCAGUAGAUCCUUUGAGAGAUGACAGACAUGGCCGCCCUCAUCACUCGGAUCAUCGAUCUUCUGGGAGAGAGACGCAUGGGGAGCCUCCCGUCUACAACCCCAGGACAGAACGCACAGGCGAAAGGGACGGUGACCGGUCUGGCCCAGACAAAGGUAGAGAAGCAUUCUUGGGUCCCAGCCGGAACUCGGAACCCGACCACAGCCGCACUGCUCAACAGGACCAGAAUUAUGGUCGGCUCAACCCAAUCCAGUCAGUUCUUGCCCCUAAUGAGGUUCCGCUGGGCCCCCGUGGUCGCGGCCGAGCGGCUGCCCGAGGUGGACCCGCGGCCGCCCCCAACUCACGAUCCGAUGGCCGCUUCCCGAAUCCAGAGAGCCCGGCGGCGCCCGAGGAACGGCACCCACCCACAGGUCCGGCCUCAGGAAGGGGCCGUCGCAACCAGUACGAGCCUAAUGCGUCCGUCAACUCUCCGUCUGCGAUGACGCCGACACCAGCAGCACACCCUGACCGAACACGUGCCAUAAACUCGGGUCCGGCAGGCUCACCCGCUCCAGCCUCGGGAGGGCCUACCUUGGCUCCCGGAAUUCACCCUGAUCGGCUGGCACAGAUCGCUCCACCUCCCCCUCCGCCUCCAGGACAGCCACCGAGCCACGGUCAUUCUCGGCCACCUCUUCCCCCUAUACAUACACCAGAUCGCCCGUCGGGAAGUCAAGGUAGCAACAGCCGAACGCCGACAGGCAAUUUCCCAGCAUCUGCCGAUGGUGUGCCUUCUGGGCCAUCGUCGAAUGAUCGAGGUCGUAGUGGCGGCAGCCGUAGACAGCUUGCGGGUAUUAACAGCACGUUACAGCAAGCACAAGCCAAUAUGCCAGAAACCAACCGGGGUACUAGUAUCCGCGGGCGUGGGGCUGCCAGAGGUAGUAUCGCUGGCUCCGAUGCUCAAGUCCUGACAGGUGCAUCACCGGUGUCUACGCCAAUCCAAGACCGUCCAGACCCUGUUCGACAAGACAGGGGCCAGACAAACGGCGAGGAUCAUUCACAGAACGAACACGACCGCAGUCGUCGCGAGCACCGUUCAGAGCGUGGCCGGCAUUCAAGACGUAGCAGUCGGGAACGAGAGCGCAGUCCUGGUCGCGAAAGGGAGGGCAAGGAGCCUCGUGAGCACAGGGAGAGAAGGUCUGGGGCUCAGGGCCAGUCAUCCACUAGUCGAGACGAACGUGAACCCCGUCGCUCUGGCCGAGAGCCGUCUAGCAGUACCAGGGAAUCGCACGCGAACCCUGCCCACGGUAGUGGCCGGGAGAACACGGGAAGCAGCCGCGAGCCUCGCCAUCGCAACGAUCGUGCCGAUGGUGGACGUGGAGACGGAGCUGCGGGACCAAGAAAUGAAGAAUGGGCCGGAAAUCCGCGGGGCGGUCCAAGAGGAGGACCUCGAGAGGGAGGUCUAAGACCGAAUGACGACCGACGCGAAGAUCGGGGCCGAAAGCGUAGAAGUGAAGACGCCGCCGGUUUUUCGAACGACCGAGAAAAGAGGCAGAGACGCUAG
This is a messenger RNA of Colletotrichum orchidophilum, 7311 nucleotides long. RefSeq names its product THO complex subunit 2. Gene Ontology annotation, biological process: mRNA export from nucleus; mRNA processing. Gene Ontology annotation, molecular function: mRNA binding. Gene Ontology annotation, cellular component: THO complex part of transcription export complex. The transcript is spliced from 3 exons. The record is from RefSeq and is a predicted model, not a curated record. NCBI's taxonomy places the organism in Eukaryota, Fungi, Ascomycota, Sordariomycetes, Glomerellales, Glomerellaceae. Bases 1 to 7311 code for a protein of 2436 amino acids.